This is a messenger RNA of Prunus armeniaca (apricot), 1143 nucleotides long. NCBI's taxonomy places the organism in Eukaryota, Viridiplantae, Streptophyta, Magnoliopsida, Rosales, Rosaceae. The record is from the annotation of a GenBank genome assembly.
AUGGCUGACAAAACAGCCAUUCGUUCCAAAAAAACAAAACAUAGCAGAACAAGUUGGUCCGAACUUCCAAUUGACCCUUUUGAAUUGAUCUUAUCAAAACUGUCCCCAGGAAGCAUACUGCGGCUCGAAGCAGUUUGUCGUCCAUGGCUUAAGGCCAUCAAAUACAUCUCACGCUCAUCGCCGUCCUUCACUUGCUUACCAGAGCAGCCGCUGCUCCUUGCUUUUCAAGACGAGGGCAAAGAUGGUGUUGGUUUUUACAGUCUUGAAGGCAAGUUUUACAACAUGCCUAAACAGUUAUGCGACGGAGAUAGUAUUUGCAUUGGGUCCUCUCACGGCUGGCUGCUUUUCUUGAGCAACAAGAAACAACUGCUGCUCUUAAAUCCCGUAUCUGCAGGGAUCCAGCUUCUGCUCCCACCACUUGAUACUUUUCUGUAUAGCAUUGAUCCAGUAAUUGUUCUCCAGAAGUCUGGGAGACAUCGGCGACAAAGGAUGCUCAAGGUUGCUGUCUCUUUGCAACCAACCUGCGGCAACAAAAAAAGCAUUGGGGUCUUGCUAAUGUACAAUUACCACGGUUCCAUUGGUGGGUGUAACUGUCUUGCUUUCUGCACGCCUGCGGAUAACAAGUGGACAAAGCUUGCCGGGCAGAAAGCGUAUGUUGAUGUUACGAGCGAUCACAAUGGCUUCUAUGCCUUAAACGUAGAUUACAGCGUUGAAGUCUGGGAUUUCACCAAUUCCUUGAUUCCCAUAAAAAAACCCUGCAUAGCCAAAACUGGGGCAAGUGAUCUGUUCUUGGUUCAGAGGAUCAGUUCUUUGCCCAUCCUCCCGGUUCCAUUCAUUGUUUAUAAGCUCGAAUAUAAUAAUCGGGAUGGUACAUGUACAUCUGGAUGGACAAAGGUGGAAUCCUUUGGCAACCAGGCAUUGGUUUUGGGUUCGAAUCAGUCCAUAUUCGUCACACCCCAGGAAUUUGAUCAUGAGAACUCAAUCUACUUCACCUAUGCACCAUCUUAUGACACCUGUUUUUUAUGCGUGUAUAAUUUGAGAAGGAAAAACAUAAAAAUAGUCAGUGAUGAUCUUGGAUUAACAGGGCUUGAAAAACAAGUUUACUGGCUUGAACCUCGUUUUUUUAGCACUGUGGCUAGCUAG